AUGGUAGCAGCGUGCACGAGGCAGGAGGAGGGGCGGCACAAGACAGCGCGGCGGACGGCGGAGCUGCUGCGGCUGGUGGUGUCGCAGCAGCGCAUGCCCGCCGCGCACCCCACCGCCGCCCUGCUCGACGCCGUGCGCUCCGUGGGCUCGCGCCUCGCCGCCGCCAACCCCUCCGCGGUGGUGGUGGGCAACGUGGUGCGGCGGGUGAUGCACGCCAUCCGCGAGGAGGACGCCACGCUGCACCUCGCCCACGCACACGCGCAGGGGCAGGGGCAGGGACAGACAGAUGCGGGCGUGCGCGGAGGAGGGGGAGCGGGGGCGGUGGGGGGGGAGCGGUGGGGCGAGGAGGGCGAGGGCGAGGGGCGGGGGGGCGGGGGGGCGCUGUCAGCAGCGUCGGUGGCGGGGAGCAACCGCAGUGUGCUGCUGGCGCCGUCGCUGCACAACCUGCUCGACCCCGCGCUGCUGCCCGCCACUCCCCCCUCCUCCUCCGCGCCCCUCCCCCCCUCCGCCCGCUCCUCCGACGGCGCCUCUGCCCCCUCGCCCGCUGCUGCCGCCACCGCUGCUGCUGCUGGUGCGUUGGGGAGCGCGGAGAGGAGGGGAUGGGUUGGAAGAGAGCGGCGAGGUCGGGAUAGGUUAUGUGGAAGGGAGGGCAGGCAGGAGGGAUGGAGUGCAGAUGAGAGAGAAGCGACCCCACUGCUGCUGCUGCCAGUUGCAGUGGCCCCAUCGCCUCCUCCCCUCCUCCCCCCAUGGCAGGUGGUGGUGGCGGAGGGCGCCCCCUGCUACGGCGGGCACAAGCUGGCGGCGGCGCUGGCGGCGCGCGGGGUGGCGGUGACGGUGAUAGCGGACGCGGGGGUGUUCGCCCUCAUGGCGCGCGUCAACCUCGUGCUGCUCGCCGCCCACGCCGUCAUGGCCAAUGGCGGCGUGCUCGCGCCCAUUGGGCUGGACAUGGUGGCUCUGGCAGCGCGGCGCCAUGCCGUGCCCUUCGUCGUGCUCGCCGGCAUCUUCACUGUGUGUCCGCUGUACCCACAGCAGGCGGGGCUGGCGGGGCUCAACGACCUGCGCUCGCCAGCAGGAGUGGUGGGGCUGGCGGAGCUGGCGCACUGGGAGGGGCUGGCGCACCUGGGGGCUGCUCUCACCACACAGGGGCGGGGGAGUGGCAAGGCGGGCGCACAGGGGGGUGAGGAGGCGGAGGGGCGGUGGGGGGAGGCGGAGGCGGGGGUGGAGGUGGAGGUGGAGGUGGUGAACCCGGCGUUUGACUACAUCCCCCCGGAGCUCGUCACUCUGCUCGUCACCGACACGGGCGGACACAACCCAUCGUACAUCUACCGCCUGGUGGCGGAGUACUACAGCCCGCACGACCACAACCUCUAG
This is a messenger RNA of Closterium sp. Naga37s-1, 1371 nucleotides long. The record is from the annotation of a GenBank genome assembly. Lineage: Eukaryota; Viridiplantae; Streptophyta; Zygnematophyceae; Desmidiales; Closteriaceae.